AUGACGAACGGACGAUAUAUGAAGGGGAGGUUUCACUCAUUCGAUAUUGUGAACCGGAACAAUUCAAAGAUGGUCGACGUUGCGCUGCGCAAUGGGCGCUUCGUACAAAGCAAGAAUGAUGAAGGACAUCCUGGUAACCCUAUAGUAGUUCCAGGAACGGAUUAUAAUUACGUCGUCGCUCAUGGUGUACCGCCUACCGGGGGAAACAGCGGGGAGGGCAAAAACUCAGGCGUGUCACCCUCAAGAGCGACAUCAGGAGAAUCCGUCACACUCAGAAAACGACAUGGAGCAUCAAGGUUCAAGACAGACAACGAAAUAUCAAAGUCAAAAGGACAACGUCAAAAUGACAAACUCGUUGAAUGGACACCAGAGGAACCAGUUGAUGAUUCACAAUUAUGUUCACUUGGAAACCAACGAAAAGCAGAGUGGGACCAAUUUGAAUAUAACAGGAAAGAAUUCGGUUUGGAAACUACAUAUGACGAAAAUCUAUACACAACCAAACUCAACCUUGACGAGGUCUCACAGCAAAUUCAAGACCAAGCAGCAAAACUCGCAUCAGAAAUUGCAGGACCACGUGGAAGUGGAGGUUACUCACAGUUGGAGACUUACCUUGAACAGGAUGAAGAUGCUGGGGAGAACCCAGCUGCAGAGGCGGCAGUUAAGAAGGUUUUGGCUAGGAAUAUGCGUGACGCGCGACGUGACGAUAAACGUAUGACCAACGCCAAGGCAAAAUCACGUUCCGCAGCCGUGGAAAAUGCAUCAGGGUCGCAUAACACAAGGCACCAGGGUUCAAAUAGGGCAAUGUCAUACAAGGACAUCAUGGCAAACGGGAAUGGGAAUUCGUCACAUAUGAAAUCUUCAGGUACGGAUAACGAUGCUAUAGUAAAUCAGUCUUACAAUGCUGCACGAUCAGAAGCUUCAGGAACUAAAUCUGAUAAUAACAAACAUCGAAACGCACAUGGUGAAGACCGACGUGCGGAACAUAAUGGUGACGAAGAAAGGAUGGCAGAAAAGUCAAUGAACGCAUCUGAAAAGGAUGUUGACAGGCCUAUGACACAGGAUACUAAAAACAGCGCAACCACGACACCCUCCAAAAAGGCGUUCGCGUUCAACCCAAACGCAUCGAGUUUCACUCCGAGCUCAUCACUGCAGUCUUCUGCGCGUGCAACCACGUCACCUCAAGCUUCAGUCAGGUCUCCAGUUAAACCGUCGCAACCGGCACCCAAGGUGAACACAAGCGAGCAAUCUGGAUCCGCUGACGGCCUAGCUCAAUCGAAGGGCAAAGAUCCUGCUGCGCAAACGACUAACACGGCAAACAGCCGCGCAAAGUUCCUUGCGUUCUCACCAAUGGUGGAAUACCCCAAGCUGGAUGUCUCCAUGUAUACAAAACGUGAAUGGCCGAUAACAGACCAGGUUUUCGACGAGGCGUGGAGUAAUGUCAGCGACAUGAGCUACCGCACCCUUAUAGGAGACCUCAGCCAGUUACACCAUAUAACCGGUGUUGUGGCUAUGCGACCACAACAUUCCAUGAUACCAUCGGCAGGAAUGGCUACUGUACUGUUACCUCAGGGAGCACCAGUAACGUAUCCCACUUACCAGAUAGGAGGCAUUCCGCUGAACGUCGUGCCAUACGGCCGGCAGGUGACUCCGAAGUUCUACACAUCUCCAAGGCAAUCACAGCAGGCUAUCCAUGCCGUUGCAGCACAGAGGCCUCCGAUUAACGUCAACCAGCUUGCCGUAGUCGCACAUCCGCAGCAGCAGGUCCUGCCAAAAACUACAGGAGACAGAGGAGGCAACAACGCGUGA
Messenger RNA from Babesia sp. Xinjiang, 1806 nucleotides. Its product is annotated as PAB1-binding protein 1. NCBI's taxonomy places the organism in Eukaryota, Apicomplexa, Aconoidasida, Piroplasmida, Babesiidae. The transcript is spliced from 4 exons. Gene Ontology annotation, cellular component: cytoplasmic stress granule. The coding region runs from base 1 to 1806 and encodes 601 amino acids. The record is from RefSeq and is a predicted model, not a curated record. Gene Ontology annotation, biological process: cytoplasmic stress granule assembly. Gene Ontology annotation, molecular function: RNA binding.